This is a messenger RNA of Podospora pseudocomata, 777 nucleotides long. RefSeq lists its product as uncharacterized. NCBI's taxonomy places the organism in Eukaryota, Fungi, Ascomycota, Sordariomycetes, Sordariales, Podosporaceae. The coding region runs from base 1 to 777 and encodes 258 amino acids. Gene Ontology annotation, molecular function: oxidoreductase activity. The transcript is spliced from 2 exons. Gene Ontology annotation, cellular component: cytoplasm. Gene Ontology annotation, biological process: secondary metabolic process. The record is from RefSeq and is a predicted model, not a curated record.
AUGUCCACCGACAAGACCAUCGUCCUCGUCACUGGUGCAAACAGCGGCAUCGGUCUCGAAACCAUCAUCGCCCUCUCCAAAUCCUCUCCUAACUACCACCUCCUCCUCGGCGCCCGCUCCCUCGACAAAGGCAACGCCGCCCUUGCACAAAUCCAAUCCAUCCACAACAACCAACUCCUCUCCUCCAUCACCCCCAUCCAAAUCGACGUCACCUCCCUCCCCACCAUCGAAUCAACUAAAACCUACCUCGCCUCCACCUUCGGCCGUCUCGAUGUCCUGAUCCAAAACGCAGGCGUCAUCGUCACCCACCCCUGCCACACCCUCAAGAACCUCCGCACCACCUUUGAGACCAACGUCUUUGGCGCCAAGGUUGUUACCGAUGAGCUGACUCCGCUUCUCCAAAAGUCGACGAAUGCGAGGGUUAUUUAUGUCAGUUCUGAGCAGGGGAGUAUUACGUUGAGGUUGGACCCGGAGUACCCAUACAAGGAUGUGCCGGGGACAGAAUACAAGAUGAGUAAGGCUGCGCUGAAUAUGCUAGCGGCUUGUCAUAGAUAUGAUUUUCGGAAGUGGGGGGGUAAGGUGACGAGCUUCAACCCGGGGUGGUGUGUCACCAAUUUGACCGGGGAGACGGGGAGGAAGAUGAGGAUUGAGGGAGGGGCGAGGUCAGCGGAGGAUCCGGCGAAGGCGUUGGUCGCGAUUUUGGAGGGAAAGAGGGAUAAGGAGGCGUGGGAGGAUAGUGGGAUUUUGGAUUUGGAUGCUGGUGUUCAUCCUUGGUAA